AUGGCCCGAGGAGCCCCAGGGGCCAGAUGCUGGGCAGCUGUGGGGUUGGUGACUUGGGUUGCCCUCGAGCUGCUGGUGUCUGGACUUGGGGAACACGCAGACCUGCAUGAAGAUAUGCAUGAAGAUUUCCACCAUCAUGGCCAUGGGCACUCACACAAAGAUUUCCACCAUCAUGAUCAUGGACACUCACAUGAAGAUUUCCACCAUCAUGGUCAUGGACAUUUGCACGAAGAUUUCCACCAUCAUGGCCAUGGGCACUCACAUGAAGAUUUCCAGCAUCAUGGCCAUGAACAUUUUCAUGAUGAUUUCCAUCAUGGUCACAGCCAUGCACCAGGACACCAUGGCCACACUCAUGAGAGCUUUUAUCAUGAUCCUGAUCCCUUGCCCAAAAGGCAUUCACAUGAAGGAAAUGGACACAGCCACAGAGGUCACACUCAUGAUCAUGGACAAAACCCUAGAGGCAUUGGGGAUUCUGAGAUUCUAGGCAGUGGGCAGGACUUGGACACUGUCAGUCUCUGGGCUUAUGCUCUGGGGGCAACGGUGCUGAUCUCAGCCGCUCCAUUUUUCAUCCUCUUCCUUGUGCCUGUGGAAUCCAAUUCCCCCCAACACCGAUCACUCCUGCAAAUCCUGCUCAGUUUUGCCUCAGGGGGACUUCUGGGAGAUGCCUUCCUUCAUCUUAUACCUCAUGCCCUGGAACCUCAUUCUCAUCAUGGAGAUGUGGACCAUCAACUUGAGGAAAGGCCAGGACACGGACACUCCCAUAACCACCAGGGCCCCAUUCUCUCUGUUGGGCUCUGGGUUCUUGGUGGAAUUGUUGCCUUUCUUGUGGUGGAGAAGUUUGUGACCCACGUGAAGGGAGGACAUGGACAUGGGCACGGACACGGACAUGAUCAUGGACAACAUGAAUCCUCCAAGGUAAAACAGAGCUCAGAUGAGGAAGAAAAGGAGAAAGAGAUUGGAGGGGCAAGGCGGAGGCGAGGAGCAGGCAGAGAACCCAAUGAUGGUCCAGUGAAACAGCUUAAAUCUGAAGAGGAGAAAGGGGGCUCAGACUUACGUGUGUCUGGAUACCUGAACCUAGCUGCUGACCUGGCUCACAACUUCACGGAUGGUCUAGCAAUUGGGGCCUCUUUCCGAGGGGGCCGGGGACUAGGGAUCCUGACCACACUUACAGUCCUGCUGCAUGAGGUGCCCCAUGAAGUUGGGGAUUUUGCCAUCCUUGUCCAGUCUGGCUGCAGCAAGAGACAGGCGAUGCGUCUUCAACUGCUGACUGCACUGGGGGCCUUGGCAGGCACAACCUGUGCACUCUUGGCUGAAGGAGGGUCCCAGGGAAAUGGUGCUGCUGGUAGCAGUGGCCCAGGAUGGGUCCUCCCAUUUACAGCUGGUGGCUUCAUCUAUGUAGCAACAGUGUCUGUAUUGCCUGAGCUAUUGAGGGAGGCUUCUCCCCUGCAGUCCUUGCUGGAGGUUCUAGGGCUGUUGGGUGGAGUUGCUAUGAUGGUACUGAUUGCCUACCUCGAAUGAGAGGUGGGAGACCCCUCCCUCUCUACCCUGUAGUUUGGGGUGACUUGGAUGAGGAGAGGGGUGCUAGCCAAAGGAAGGAGGAACCAGGUCCCAGAAAGGUAAAAGUCUAGAGGGACAAUGAACUUGAGUUGGCCCUACAGACCUGAAGGUCUCAGGGAGCAGUAGGCUUGAGAAUGAAGUGCCAGAAUGGCCUUAGUACUGAGAAUUCAUUGACAAUGGAGUUGGGUUUUAGGUGUGGAGGCUAAAUGUGACCAUGGUGUAAGAGCGGGUCCCAAGAAGAAAGGAAGAGGGAGCCACAUAAUAGGGACUCCUGUUACCUGUGUCCACCUUACCUGUUCUCAAGGGACCAAGCUGCCCCCAGCUGCGCCCCCCAUCUCUCCUCAUUUGGAGUGUGCCUUUCUUAAAGGCCCGAGCCUGGGCGUAGGGAGUGGAAGGGGGCGGGGUCAGGAUAAAGGGUAAUCGUGUGUAGUGAUUGGGGGAGGGAAGUCGUUAUCUUAAAAGUUUAGUUUUUUCCCCUUUUUUUUUUUUAUAUCAUGGGGGGGGUGGAAAUGGGUGGUGACCGGAAAUAAAGGCCCGGCUCUUUCACCCUA
Messenger RNA from Monodelphis domestica (gray short-tailed opossum), 2108 nucleotides. It is a transcript of the gene SLC39A7, whose product is annotated as solute carrier family 39 member 7. Lineage: Eukaryota; Metazoa; Chordata; Mammalia; Didelphimorphia; Didelphidae. Gene Ontology annotation, molecular function: zinc ion transmembrane transporter activity. Gene Ontology annotation, cellular component: membrane. The record is from RefSeq and is a predicted model, not a curated record. Gene Ontology annotation, biological process: intracellular zinc ion homeostasis; zinc ion transmembrane transport.